This is a messenger RNA of Perca flavescens (yellow perch), 639 nucleotides long. It is a transcript of the gene mrpl36, whose product is annotated as mitochondrial ribosomal protein L36. Gene Ontology annotation, cellular component: ribosome; mitochondrial large ribosomal subunit. NCBI's taxonomy places the organism in Eukaryota, Metazoa, Chordata, Actinopteri, Perciformes, Percidae. Gene Ontology annotation, biological process: translation. Gene Ontology annotation, molecular function: structural constituent of ribosome. Bases 29 to 535 code for a protein of 168 amino acids. The transcript has 2 exons. The record is from RefSeq and is a predicted model, not a curated record.
ACGAGCAAGAGGAGGAUGAAGAGAUGACAUGGAUAACGAAUCUAUGGAACUAACCAACACAGAACAACAAGCGUGCUGUGGGUAUGAAUGUGGAUUACCAGAAGCAACAGAGAUGGAGACCAAUGCUGCAGGAGGGAGUGUAGCCUUUGACACCAUGGCCUCUCUCCUGUUGAAGCACGUGGCUACCUCUCUGUCCCGCCAAAUGGCCCAGAUGAGCCGGUUAAAUGGGGUUGCCUCCUCUCCAGCAGCUAGUGCCUACAGAUGUCUCUGCACCCUCACCACAGUUCCCCGCACACUACUCCACUCAUCAACCAGAAUUGGCUCCAUCCAGCCCCUCUUGUCUGGCUCCUCUUCUCAGUGUGGACCAUCUCUGUUGGGACAGUGUCAGCAUCUUCCCUGCAUCCAGCCCUCUGCGGGGAUGAAAACCAAGUCUGCCCUGAAGAGGCGCUGCAAAGACUGUUUCAUUGUUCGACGGAGGGGCCGUUUGUUUGUGUUCUGCAAGACCAAUCCGAGACACAAGCAGAGGCAGGGCUAAAAUGUUGAAGGAGUAAUGAGAAGUUUGCUUUGAGAUUUAGAAUUUAGAACAACUUUGAAACAAAAAUAAAUUGUUUGGAUGAAGAAUGUGCAUAGCACCUUUCA